Drosophila ficusphila is the source of this 3493-nucleotide messenger RNA. RefSeq names its product fibroblast growth factor receptor homolog 1. The record is from RefSeq and is a predicted model, not a curated record. Gene Ontology annotation, biological process: protein phosphorylation; positive regulation of cell population proliferation; multicellular organism development. Gene Ontology annotation, cellular component: membrane; signaling receptor complex. Gene Ontology annotation, molecular function: fibroblast growth factor receptor activity; ATP binding. NCBI's taxonomy places the organism in Eukaryota, Metazoa, Arthropoda, Insecta, Diptera, Drosophilidae.
AGACCAAUUUGGAACAGUUUUCGUCGAGCUCCGUGAAAAUUCUCGAUUCUCGAUUCACAAGUCGCAAAAAGCCAGGGGAUUUUUCUUCACCCUUUUAGUGAAACGGAGAAACGUGUUGCAGUCACAUCAAACACGAUCCGGAGAAUCCGCCCUCCGGAGUUUUCCGAAUGAUCUAUGGAACCUUCGAUCAUCUACGCCCACGUUUGGAGUUCUUUUGGUGACAAGAUGGCUGCCAUAAAUCCAUCAACUCACUGAGUAAAUCACACACACGUAUGCCCCGCCCCCCCUCCAAGUAAUUAAAAGCCGGGCGGCAUUGUUUUUGGGGGAGAGAGUAUUUCCGUUACAUCAACAAGAUAAGAUAGGUGAUCAUCACAAGAGGAUCAUCGCAGAAGCACCAGGAGAAGCAUCACCAUCACCAUCAUCGGCAUCCGAUUGCGAUCGGAGUGGAGGCGGAGUGGUGGAUCACUUCAAAGGCACACACAUGUUGCACUAAAGAGGCAACUGUUGUUGUUUCCAUUAUAAAUUAGAAACUAGAAGAUCAUCGAUCUUCUUCCGGCGCAAGAGCGAAAAAAGCAGAAGGGAGAGCACUGCAUAUAGAGCGGAGUACUCUAAAGUGGAUUUCCGGUGAAUAAAAAACCACAGAACACAGCACACAGCAUACAGCACAUGCGACAAACUCCUCCGGCAACGGAGUUGUGGCAGUUGCAGUUGCACUUUUGAGGGUGCCGUUGUGUGUUUUGUGCCCCCGCCGCAAGAGUUACAAAAAUAAAUAUCCUAAAAAUGGCUGCUGCCUGGAGUUGGCGUGCCAGUCACUCAACGAUCACAAUGACGAGCAGUUCGCUGGCGAUAUUGGUGCUGCUGCUGAUGUGGCAACCACUGUUGCAAGUCGAGGCGCGCCGCCAAAUGGCCAACAGUCAGGAGGUGCAAAAGGAUUCCCCAAGCGGAAGGCCAAGCAAACCGACAAGUAAUCAAACAGCAAUGGAUUUUGAUGAUGGCACUGGAGAUGAUGAUGAUAACAAACCGGAUCAGCCGGAUCUGCCGGAUUUGCCGGAGAAGAAUAAUACAAUGCCCACCUGGCGGCAUCCCAAGAAGAUGAGUGUUCUGCAGACGCGACCCUCGGGCUCCCUGCUCGCCUUAAGCUGUCACGCUCUGGGGAAACCCGAUCCCAAUAUCACUUGGUAUCGCAAUGGAACCGCCGAUUGGGCUCGUGGUUAUGGGACUGUCAAGAGGAAUCGCUGGACAUUGAUAAUGGAGGAUCUGGUGCCGGGUGACUGUGCCAACUACACCUGCAAGGUGUGCAAUCCCCUGGGUUGCAUUUACCACAACACACAGUUGAUCGUGAGCGAUCGAGUCAACCAUCGACCCAUCUCAAUUGUCACUCCCUCGAAUCUCACACUCGUGGUGAAUGGAAGUGGCAAGAUGGAGUGCAAGUACCUCUCGGAUUUGACCAGCAAAAAAGCGUGGAUCUUUGUGCCCUGCCAGGGAGUGACCAACUGCUCGAACAACCGAUCGAUAAUCGCCGAGGAUCAGGAUCAGCUGGAGUUCGUGAACGUCACGAUGGAACAGGAGGGCUGGUACACCUGCAUCGAAAGCAACAGCUUGGGUCAAUCGAAUACCACGGCGUAUUUGAGAGUAGUGAGAAGCCUCAAGGACUUGGAGGUGGCCGGUGUUGCCACUGGUUCGCUUCAUUCGACCUUCUUCGUGUACAUCUUCAUCGUUUGCGGAUUAAUUUUCAUCAUCAUGACCACCUUGUUUGUCUUCUAUGCCAUUCGCAAGAUGAAGCACGAGAAGGUGCUGAAACAGCGCAUCGAAACCGUACACCAGUGGACCAAAAAGGUGAUCAUCUUCAAGCCCGAAGGUGGCGGAGAUUCCAGUGGUUCCAUGGACACCAUGAUCAUGCCGGUAGUCAGGAUACAAAAGCAGCGGACAACUGUUCUUCAGAACGGCAAUGAACCGGCUCCGUUUAAUGAGUACGAAUUCCCGCUGGACUCGAAUUGGGAACUUCCGAGAAGUCAUCUCGUUUUGGGUGCCACUUUGGGCGAAGGUGCCUUUGGACGAGUGGUCAUGGCGGAGGUUAACAAUGCCAUUGUGGCCGUGAAAAUGGUGAAGGAGGGCCACACGGACGACGACAUCGCCAGUUUGGUGCGUGAAAUGGAGGUGAUGAAGAUCAUCGGCCGCCACAUCAACAUCAUCAACCUGUUGGGCUGCUGCAGUCAAAGUGGACCACUCUACGUAGUCGUUGAAUAUGCACCCUAUGGCAAUCUCAAGGACUUCCUCUACAAGAAUCGACCCUAUGGCAGGGAUCAGGAUUGUUCCCAACCGCCGCCAUCGCCACCUGCUCAUGUGAUCACCGAAAAGGAUCUGAUCAAGUUCGCCCACCAAAUCGCCAGGGGAAUGGAUUACCUUGCUUCACGUCGCUGCAUCCACCGAGAUUUGGCCGCCAGGAAUGUGCUCGUCAGCGAUGAUUAUGUACUGAAGAUAGCUGAUUUUGGUUUGGCGAGGGACAUCCAGAGCACGGAUUACUACAGGAAGAACACGAAUGGAAGGCUGCCCAUCAAAUGGAUGGCACCGGAGUCCCUGCAGGAGAAGUUCUACGACUCGAAGAGCGAUGUCUGGUCAUAUGGUAUUUUGCUGUGGGAGAUCAUGACCUAUGGACAGCAGCCGUAUCCAACGAUCAUGUCCGCGGAGGAGCUCUACAGUUAUCUGAUGUCCGGUCACCGGAUGGAGAAGCCGGCGAAGUGCUCCAUGAACAUCUACAUACUCAUGCGACAGUGUUGGCACUUUAACGCCGACGAUCGGCCGCCUUUCACGGAAAUCGUCGAGUAUAUGGACAAGUUGCUGCAGUCGAAGGAGGAUUAUCUGGAUGUGGAUAUUGCCAAUCUGGACACCCCGCCAUCAACAAGCGAUGAGGAGGCGGAUGAAACGGAUAACCUGCAAAAGUGGUGCAAUUACAAAACGAGAGGAUAUGCUUUUGAGCCAGCUUAUGAAAAAGAUCAAAUUAUUUGAAAGGGGUUCGCAAAUUAUUAAACUGUUUAAGCUUGACCUAAGAAAAUUCAUUGAAAGAUCUAGGGUUUCCAUAAAAGGAUAUUAAAAAUCAUAAAAUCAUGGGAUACCAUGAAAAACGAAAACAAAACUAUCUGCACUCGAAUUUAUGUAUAUAGCUCUCAUGUAAGUCUGUAUAUCCCUAAGAUCCCUAAAAUACACCAAAGGCGUGAAACCAAAAACUAGAAAGCAGCUCGAAUUUAAACCAACUAUAGAUUUUAUUUAAAACAUAUUAUAGGUUGCACUUUAGAAACUAGUAUGCAUAUGAAUAAGUUUGGCUUAAGACUCGGUUGUAUUGCUGUUGUAUUUCGUAUUGUACUGAUCUUUGUAGUAUUUGCAGUUUUAUACUCGCUAAAUUAUACUCGUAGCUCAUAAGCACAACAAUGUUCUAUCUUAGAGUUAGUUGCAUGCCCGCAGUGCCUUAUGAAACAAUAAAUGUUGUACGUACAUA